AUGGGGCUGUGCUACAGUCUACGGCCGCGGCUCUUCGGGGACCUCAGCGGCUCUAUCUCCAACGCCGCCUCGGACUCAGAGCCGCCUCCAGACGAGGUGCCGUGCCGCGCAUCAGCUGCGGCCGCUCGCCCGGAGGAGAGUGCAGUGACCGGGGAGAGCUCCGCGCCUCGCCCCGGGGAGCCCCACCGAGCGGACACGGCCACAGACGGUGUCCUGAUCCAGAACGGAGGCGGAGGAGGUGGUGGAGGCGGAGGAGGAGGCAGCGGGAAGGGCACGGGCAAGGACCGCGGCCGCCGCUUACAGCUGCUGCAAAAGACCAGCACUCAGAAGCAGAAAAACUGGGACAAAUUACUGGUGGAGGAGAAGGAGGCCGAGAAGGAGGCGAAGAAAGUCAGCAAGAACAUUGACAGGGCGCUGAAGGAGCUCAAGCGGGAGUACAAGCAGACGCACCGCCUGCUGCUGCUCGGUAGGUCGCGUCCUGCCUGUUGUUGUUGGACGUUUAUUAAUAGAAACACACGCGCACUGGCCUUUCCACAAAGUGUGUCAGAGAUGAGGCCUGCACCACAUCUGUAUCUGCAGCAGGCACAGAGCAGGACAGCCCUCUCCCCUCUCCCCUCUCCCCUCUCCCCCACAUCCAGGACCAUUGAUUCACGUUAA
This is a messenger RNA of Knipowitschia caucasica, 657 nucleotides long. The record is from the annotation of a GenBank genome assembly. Lineage: Eukaryota; Metazoa; Chordata; Actinopteri; Gobiiformes; Gobiidae.